Molecule: messenger RNA, 497 nt
Organism: Acanthisitta chloris (rifleman)
Lineage: Eukaryota; Metazoa; Chordata; Aves; Passeriformes; Acanthisittidae
Product: sialidase-3-like
Exons: 3
Biological process (GO): ganglioside catabolic process; oligosaccharide catabolic process
Cellular component (GO): lysosome; cytoplasm; membrane
Molecular function (GO): exo-alpha-sialidase activity
Source: RefSeq, a predicted model, not a curated record
AUGGAGACACCACAGGCAGGCAGGAAAGUGGAGUGUGACCCCACCAAGGGACUCCUCUCUCACCCCUCAUCUUCCACCCUGUCAGGCCCCAGUGGGAACCUCAGGGAGGCCACCAUGUCCCAGGCCACCACCUGCUUCGAGGCAGGAGGGGUCACCUACCGCAUCCCAGCUCUGCUCUACAUCCCCGGGGAUGACACCUUCCUGGCCUUUGCUGAGAAACGCUCCUCAGCCAGGGAUGAGGACGCCAAGUACCUGGUGCUGCGACGUGGCCGCCUGCACGGCUCCUCCGUCAAGUGGGGUCCGGUGGAGGAGCUGUCGGCGCUGGUGCUGCCCGGCCGCCGCACCAUGAACCCCUGUCCCCUGUAUGACGCGAGGAGCAGCACCAUCUUCCUCUUCUGCAUCUGCGUGGAGCGGGGCAAGACGGAGCGGCGCCAGAUCUGGAGAGGGUGCAGUGCCGUGCGCCUCUGCUACACCACCAGCACCGACAGCGGCCGCAG